ACCGUUUUAGCAGUCAGCAAAGAGAGACUCUGUGCCCCCCGUGUUUGCGACUCGUCGCAUCUCUGAUCGAUCAUCGCUCGCAUAGAUGUGUAUCGCGGUCGCUAUAUGCGCUACUCCCAUGUCGCAGUGAUCUCCGGACGAGCGCAGAAUAGGGUGGAGAAUCUGCUUCGACUGCUGUGGCAUGAAAACCCCGCCGCGCUCAUCGAGGCAGGAUGAUUCCCAGUCCGACGAAUAGUCGCGUGGAUUAUGGCCUUCCUCCGCAAGUGUCGAAUACACCGUUUGCAUUCGAUAUCGCUUCGUCAAGUAUGAGUCCUCAGCCAGUUCCGAGGCAGUCCUCGGGUAGAGGGGCUCUUACGGGAGGGCGUCAUAUUACUCGGAAUCGCGCGAGCUACAGCUGCCACACCUGUCGGAGGCGGAAAGUGAAGUGCGACAAGGUUCACCCGGUUUGCGGAAACUGUGUGAAGAACGGAACGGAGUGCGUUUAUGAUGCGGUACCUAGGAGGGACACAACUACAAGCAGCCAUGGCCCAGAUGCGAGCGUCCAUGGCGUUAAGAGGAGGAGAGAGACGUCAAGACCUCUGGACGGGGACGGGGAGGGGUUGCAGUCACCGCACAACAAUGCCAGGGACGGGCGCAACGGUGGUUCUCAAGAACAGAGGAAUGCAAUUGAAGCGCGGUUAGACAAGCUCACCUCCAUGAUUGAGAGGCUGAGCAGGACAAAGGGACCCCCUUCUUUGGAAGAGGUAGACAGGCAGCUACGAGCGGAAAACCCGGAGCUGGAGUCAAUGAGGGAACACCGACAGAACUUGCUCAGAGCGCAGGCGGGCGUAGUGGACGGACAGGGCAUGAGGUCGUCUGCUGAAUCUCGUCAGGCGAGUCCGCGACGCAAUGCAGAAUUUAGCGGCGAUGAGUUCCCUAUCCCAUCAGGGCAAGCUACGGACCUUGUCGACCCUGUUGGUAGCCUGAACCUAGGUCACCUGAGCUUGGAAGACGGAGGGAAGUCGAGAUACGUGGGCACCACUUACUGGGCUUACAUAUCGGAAGAGAUCAACGAACUCAACCAGCUGCUGAGAGAUCAGAACCGUUCUCAUGAUAUUUCGCCCCCGGACGAAAGUUCUAACGAUAGUGUAAUGGCAGAUUCGGCCCCAAGAGUGGACAAGACAGUACCCGCAGAAAGAUCUUCCCGGGCCAGGCGGCGGUCAUACAACUAUGAUGAUAACUUCCACAAAUCGGUUCUGUUUCCUUCGGGCGAUUCUCCUUCCGUGCACGACAAGGUCGUCGAUCAUAAGAUGCUUAACAACGUACCAACGAGGCGACAGAGCCAUAUUCUGUACAAAGGGUUUAUGUCUGGCGUUCACGCCAUCAGUCCUGUCUUACAUCCCCCGACGGUUUUGAAAAUGUACAACGACUUUUGGCGUUGGUAUGAUUACAGCAGUCACUCUGGAGAGCCUUGUCCGGACCCGUCUUUUAUUCCUCUGCUUUACGCCAUCUGGUAUGGCGGUUCAGUGACGGUAUCGAUACGAACGAUCAAGUCGGAAUUCAAUGUGGAUUCCCGCUCGGCUCUAUCAACAACGUACAGCGACGAGGUGACUCGCUGGUUGUCGAAAAUAUCGUUUCCAAGAAGCCCCUCAUUGAGAGGGCUUGCUGCAUUUCUUCUUGUUCAGACCAUUCUCUCCAAAGAGGAGGAGCCUCUGACCAGCAGUUUGUUCAUCAGUCUUGCCCUACGGGUGGCGCAAACAAUGGGUCUGCAUCGAGAUCCUGCUCAGUUUGGGAUUGCGUCCGCGGAAGCCGAGACUCGACGUCGAGUAUGGUGGCACAUUGUACAUAUGGAUGGUGUCGUCGCCAUGUCCAGUGGAUUGCCGCCAUUGGUCAGCGACGAGAAUUACUGGGACGUGGGCGAGACGAGCGAAGUGAAAGACACCUUGCUGGGGACACCAGAGGCUGAUCAGUAUGAGCGCUUGGUUGCCGCAAACCUGCGCCCACGGGACAAUCCAGACGAUCCCACUGUUUGCGGGGGGCCAUCUAUGGUGAACGUCUACUAUCUCUCUGCCAGGGGGAAGUACAUCAUGGCUCGUGCCGUACGUCGGAUACUGAAAAUUCAACUGGGAACCAGACCGGUCACUCGGAAAGAUAUGGAAGACUUGAGAGAAAUUCUCUCAGAACUGCAACUAAAUCUCAAUUCAAUAAUAAAUCGCAUACCAGAAGCUCAGCGGCCCGCUAUGCUGAACAGUGACGGCAGUGCUGUAUCCCCGUCGCUGUCAUCUCAUUCCACCCCGGUCGAAGUCCGAACGAGCGACACUCAGCUGCCAGCAGACGGUCCGUCAAGUUGUCCUGAGCAAUAUCACUCACCGGUGCUUACCGCAUUUCACAAAUGGGCUCGCAUACUUCUAUCUUUGUUUAUCGAUAAAGCAUUUUGUGUUGCGUAUCAGCCUUUCCUGAAGAACGCCAAGAGUAGGAUCUGGCCGGCUGCGAGACAAGGCGCGCUGCGCCAUUGCCAUGGUUUCAUGGAGAAGUUUAUUCUUCUUGCUACAGACCCCGACUUUCAGCCUUUCCAAUGGAGUUGGCCUGGAAACCAUCAGCCCAUGCAUGCUACCAUGAUAAUGCUUAUCGACCUCUACGAACGACCCAACAGUUCAGAAGCCCCUAAAUCCCGGGCCUUCAUCGACAAGAUCUUCUCCAUCUCAGGACCCGACGGGGGCGUUGUCGGAGGCGAAGAUGGAAUCACGACCCACAGGCCUCUCAAGGAUGGCGGUCGUGAAGCCUGGGAUAUGAUGCGUCGACUUCGCGAGAAAGCCUGGCAAAAAGCAGGCCUUGAUCCUCACCAGCUCUGGACAGAACAGGCUCAGAUCCAGGCCGGUGUGGCUCGUGACGGAAAUAACACAGUCAUGACAGACGCCCCGAUGACAAGCAAUGCCCAGCCUGUCGAGCCGCCUAUAGAUAACCUGAGACCCGUCAUCGUCGACAGACAGCUUUCGGAUUUCUCCCGACGAUUCUUCGACAUGACACGAGCCCAUAUGCUCCCCAAGCCCACGGUAUCACUCCAACCACCACCUCGAAGCUCAUACAAACUCCCAGUUCCAACUCCCACUUCCGUCCCGCGCACUCCACAACCAGCCUCUCAACAACCGCCCCCUCCUUCCAUCCAGCAAUUCUCCGUCCCCCACGCCGUCCUCAAUCCCCGUCUCGAUUCCACCCUCGCCAGCUCCGCCGUCUCCCCCCCAGAAAGCAUGACCGCCACACAUCCAACCGGUCCUCUAAACCAACUCGCCAACGCACCCGCAUCCUCCACUACCUCCUUCAUGGACACAACCGCCAUCACAAACCCGCCCCUGAACAUGACCAUGACCACCACCGGCCCCUCCACGCCACCGUCCAUGAUGGACCCGAACCUCAACUUCGACUGGGACCAAUGGGACGCUGUUUUCGGCCAACACCUACCUGUCGCAGACGAGUUUAUGGAACUUGACCCCGUGGCGGGGUUCGGGUUUCCUGAUCUCGGCGGCGGCGGUGGUGGUGAUGCUAAUGGUCCUAUAAGUAACCAGAACCCAGCGAGCGGGAACGGAAGUGAUGCGGGGAUGAUGGGCGCGAUGGGAUCUUGGGGCAAUUUUGGUUAAUGGUGGGAGUUUUUUUUUUCUUUGCUUAAAUGAAGUAUUGUAAUACCAUAUUUUGUAUAUAUUUUAUCUUUUU
Paecilomyces variotii is the source of this 3687-nucleotide messenger RNA. RefSeq names its product putative C6 transcription factor. The record is from RefSeq and is a predicted model, not a curated record. Gene Ontology annotation, molecular function: zinc ion binding; DNA binding; DNA-binding transcription factor activity, RNA polymerase II-specific. The coding region runs from base 213 to 3614 and encodes 1133 amino acids. Lineage: Eukaryota; Fungi; Ascomycota; Eurotiomycetes; Eurotiales; Thermoascaceae. Gene Ontology annotation, biological process: DNA-templated transcription; regulation of DNA-templated transcription. The transcript has 9 exons.